This is a messenger RNA of Acipenser ruthenus (sterlet), 2108 nucleotides long. It is a transcript of the gene c1galt1a, whose product is annotated as core 1 synthase, glycoprotein-N-acetylgalactosamine 3-beta-galactosyltransferase 1a. Gene Ontology annotation, molecular function: N-acetylgalactosaminide beta-1,3-galactosyltransferase activity. The transcript is spliced from 4 exons. The record is from RefSeq and is a predicted model, not a curated record. Bases 477 to 1541 code for a protein of 354 amino acids. NCBI's taxonomy places the organism in Eukaryota, Metazoa, Chordata, Actinopteri, Acipenseriformes, Acipenseridae. Gene Ontology annotation, cellular component: membrane.
CUCAUCUGGCAACCAUCACGAUUGGCCGCUUGUGCUGCAGCAGGACAUUAUUGGCGUAUUAUGUUGGACUGAAAAGCGUGCCUGUGUGUUUCUUUUGAUCACGCCGCCUCGCUUGUGUUACAGCUGAGCGGAUACUCUAAUCUACUGACACAAUACUGUACGUGACGUCAGUGGUAGAUAACAACAAAAGUCCGGUCGGAGGAGUGGUGUAAUUAUUUAACCCAGGGGUGUUUCUCUCCUGGUCUUUGCUCCACCCUGUUCUGAAUUGUUUCAUUCAACCAGUUAAACCUCCUAAGUAGUUUACGAUCUCACUGUACCUGUUAAACCUGUAGGAGUGGCCCUCCACGACCGUGAUUGAACACCCCUGUCGGAUGUAAAGAAAGACUUUGGACAUUUCCUUGUUUGACGAACAGGCUGCAGUAUAUAUUAAAGUUUCUCUGCUUUGAGGAUUCUCGGCUUGUUGUACAGUUUUAACAAUGAUACCCCUACAGAAGUGGAAAAGUAAAAGAACAUUUCUUUCCCUCUGGCAGUGCUCUCUUCAGUCAUUGUUAGUUUUUGCCUUUGGACUAGGAAUUGGCUUUGGUUUAAGCAGUUUCUUAUUACGUAUUGUGUUUGAGGAGAAAAGGCAAGAACAUUACAGUAUGAUACCGAAUGAUCCUCAUGGACACCUUCCAGAUGAUUCUGACAGUCAAGUGCUGCAGGGACAAAUGAACUUCAAUGCUGACCAUGGGCAUUAUGCAGAAGACAAAACGGUUGCAGAGGAUCUUUAUAAGAAGGUUCGAGUCUUGUGUUGGGUGAUGACUGGACCACAGAACCUGAAAACUAAAGCCAAGCAUGUGAAUGCCACUUGGACCAAGCACUGCAACAAAGUACUCUAUAUGAGCUCAAUAGAGGACAAGGAACUCAAUGCUGUGGGGCUAGAUGUUAAAGAGGGCAGGGACCAACUCUACUGGAAAACUAUCAAAGCCUUUCACUACGUUUAUGAGCAUUACUUUGACGAAGCUGACUGGUUCUUGAAAGCAGAUGAUGACACUUUUGUUGUCCUAGAAAAUCUGCGCAUGCUGCUGUCAAAAUAUAAACCAGACCAACCACUAUACUUCGGACGUCGCUUCAAACCGUUUUCAAAACAGGGGUAUAUGAGUGGAGGAGCUGGAUAUGUGCUAAGCAAAGAAGCACUGAGGAGGUUUAUUGAGGGUUUCAAAACAAAACAAUGCACUCAUUUUACUUCUGUUGAAGAUCUGGCAUUGGGAAGGUGUUUGGAGGCUAUGAAUGUAACAGCCGGAGACGCCAGGGAUAAAAAUAAAAGAGAAUCCUUUCACCCCUUUAUACCAGAAUCGCACCUGGUUAAAUCCUAUGGGGCCAAAACUUUCUGGUACUGGAGCUAUAACUUCUAUCCCACUGAAGAGGGUCCAGGAUGUUGUUCUGAUCUCGCAAUAUCAUUCCACUAUGUUGAUUCAAUCCACAUGUAUGAGUUGGAAUACUUAGUUCAUCAUUUGCGGGCCUAUGGGUACAAGUACAGAUACAAUACAGAUACAGAGUAAUAAAAAAGAAGAUACAGAAUCGAUAAAAGGAAAUAUGGGAUUAAUUAGAAGAACUCAAAUGAUUUUGAAAUCAAUGGAUGCAAUGCACUGCUGUUUGUAUGUUUUAGUUAUUUAAAGGGGUAGGGAAGGAGGUGCUGGUGGGAGGAUUGUUAAUUGAGGUAUAAACUAUGUCCUAAAUACAAUGUUGUCAUUUAUAUAUUGUGUCCUCUAUAUGCAGUCUCUUGUUGUCAAGGAUAAUAAUGUUUACAAUGCUGUAUUUGAGGGUGUGUGACAAAAUAACCUCAGAAUGUAAUUUUUGUCACAUUUAAAACUGGAAUCUGAAUGUUACCAUUUUCAGAAGGCGUUUAUCAGCAGUUUAAAUAAGUGCAGAUGAGGGAUCAUAUGUUUUUACUUUUAAAGGAAAUACCAAUGCAAUUAAAUGGAGGGACUAAAAAACUGUAUUCUACCUUUGCACCCUUCAUUAUGUAUAUCAGGCUUUGAGAUGUGUGUUAUAAUGCAAUCCUAAAAUGAUUUGUGUGUGUUUACAAUUUGAGUUAAACAGGCACCACCAAGGUGACCAUAAAUGUA